Pan troglodytes (chimpanzee) is the source of this 2015-nucleotide messenger RNA. It is a transcript of the gene TIGD7, whose product is annotated as tigger transposable element derived 7. The coding region runs from base 65 to 1885 and encodes 606 amino acids. NCBI's taxonomy places the organism in Eukaryota, Metazoa, Chordata, Mammalia, Primates, Hominidae. Gene Ontology annotation, molecular function: DNA binding. The transcript has 2 exons. The record is from RefSeq and is a predicted model, not a curated record. Gene Ontology annotation, cellular component: nucleus.
CCUGAGCCCGGCCUACUUCCUCGCCAGAGAAACUGCCGUCUGCCCCGGCGGUAGGGAAGGGUUAAUGCCACCGAGUAUCCAGACCCGCCGAAGCCUAGAGGGCCUUGUACCGGCUCACCGCGUGGCUGUCGCUGUCUCGUGUCCCCAGUGGGGGAGGCGUCGCACUGCCACGUCUGUUCUGCGUGGCUGUCGGGCGGCGCUUGGUCCCGGGAGCCUCGCCGGAGUUAAAUUCAGUAUGAAUAAGAGAGGGAAAUAUACAACACUGAAUUUGGAGGAGAAAAUGAAGGUUCUAAGUAGAAUUGAAGCUGGACGAUCACUUAAAAGUGUAAUGGAUGAAUUUGGAAUCAGUAAGUCAACAUUUUAUGACAUUAAAAAAAAUAAGAAGUUAAUUCUGGACUUUGUACUGAAGCAGGACAUGCCAUUAGUAGGGGCUGAGAAGAGAAAGAGGACAACGGGAGCCAAAUAUGGUGAUGUAGAUGAUGCGGUCUACAUGUGGUACCAACAGAAACGCUCAGCCGGUGUUCCGGUAAGAGGCGUGGAGCUUCAGGCUGCUGCAGAGAGAUUUGCACGGUGUUUUGGGCGAACAGAUUUCAAAGCUAGCACUGGUUGGCUUUUUAGAUUUCGAAAUCGGCAUGCAAUUGGGAACCGAAAAGGAUGUGGGGAACAAGUCCUAAGUUCAGUUUCUGAAAAUGUUGAGCCAUUUCGACAAAAACUGUCCAUGAUAAUCAAAGAGGAGAAACUGUGUCUAGCUCAGCUAUACAGUGGGGAUGAAACAGACCUCUUUUGGAAGUCAAUGCCAGAAAAUUCUCAGGCAAGUAGGAAAGAUAUCUGCCUACCAGGGAAGAAAAUAAACAAAGAAAGGUUGUCUGCCCUUUUAUGUGCAAAUGCAGACGGAACUCAUAAAUUAAAGUCAAUCAUUAUUGGAAAAUCAAAACUGCCCAAAAGUGUGAAAGAGGACACAAGUACAUUGCCUGUGAUAUAUAAACCCAGUAAAGAUGUUUGGUUCACCAGAGAAUUGUUUUCAGAAUGGUUUUUUCAAAACUUUGUUCCUGAGGUCCGACAUUUUCAACUUAAUGUUCUAAGAUUUCAUGACGAGGACGUCAGGGCAUUGUUACUUCUGGACAGUUGCCCAGCUCAUCCUUCCUCUGAAUCCCUAACCAGUGAGGAUGGUCGAAUAAAAUGUAUGUUCUUUCCCCAUAACACUUCAACCUUGAUUCAACCAAUGAAUCAAGGUGUGAUCUUGAGCUGCAAACGGCUGUAUAGAUGGAAGCAACUUGAAGAGAGUCUUGUAAUAUUUGAAGAAAGUGAUGAUGAGCAAGAGAAAGGAGAUAAAGGAGUUUCCAAAAUUAAAAUCUACAAUAUAAAAAGUGCAAUUUUUAACUGGGCAAAAAGUUGGGAUGAAGUAAAACAAAUAACCAUAGCAAAUGCAUGGGAAAAUCUUCUUUACAAAAAGGAACCUGAAUAUGAUUUUCAAGGCUUAGAACAUGGGGAUUAUAGAGAAAUUCUUGAAAAAUGUGGGGAGUUGGAAACUAAGUUGGAUGAUGAUAGGGUGUGGUUAAAUGGAGAUGAAGAAAAGGGUUGUCUCCUAAAAACCAAAGGUGGAAUAACAAAGGAAGUUGUUCAAAAAGGAGGAGAAGCUGAGAAGCAGACUGCUGAAUUUAAAUUAUCUGCUGUAAGAGAGAGUUUGGACUACCUUCUUGACUUUGUUGAUGCCACACCUGAGUUUCAGAGAUUCCACUUCACACUGAAAGAGAUGCAACAAGAAAUAGUCAAGAAACAGUUCCAGAGUAAAAUCCAUUCUAGAAUUGGUAGCUUUUUGAAACCUAGGCCUCAUAAUAUUAAGGACUCCUUCAGUGGGCCUUCAACUUCUGGUUCUAAUCAUUAGAUUUUGUGUUUAAAGAUUUCUGCCAUUAUAUGAUGUAGGCCAGCUGUGAAUUGUCAUGUUUUAGCAACUGACAUUAUUUUGUAUAUCAGUGCCCAUUUAUAUAAUGGUUAUAAAAUUUACAGUUUGAAAA